This is a messenger RNA of Symbiodinium necroappetens, 320 nucleotides long. The record is from the annotation of a GenBank genome assembly. Lineage: Eukaryota; Dinophyceae; Suessiales; Symbiodiniaceae.
GCAACGUUUGCCAGCAGUUGCUCAAAGUUCUCUGGGAUCAUCUUCACCGGCCCUCGGCGACGAACAUGGGAGACUUCCUGGACAGGGGCUGCACAGCCCUGGUCAAGGACCACCUCCUGAAGGAGGGCUGGGCGCCGAACAGCGGAGGGAGGUGCGCUGGCGCCGGGACCCUUGCAGCAGACGGAGAACCCUGGUGUCUCAUCCAGGAUCCCCUCUCUUCCAUCGUGGAACAUCCGCACCUGGCGGAAAACUACGAUCCGGGUGCAGACUCGCUGAUCCUGGCCUGUGAGCACACCAUCGCCAAGAACAGAGGCAAUCGG